This is a messenger RNA of Nicotiana tabacum (common tobacco), 1005 nucleotides long. The record is from RefSeq and is a predicted model, not a curated record. NCBI's taxonomy places the organism in Eukaryota, Viridiplantae, Streptophyta, Magnoliopsida, Solanales, Solanaceae.
UGUAUUACUCCUAAUUUUUCGCCCAAAUAGUAAUGUGGUUCCGCCCAACGACUGGUUUCCACAUCCGUCUUCACCCUUGCAAAACCAUCUCUUCUAUUAGGGUUUUUCUCCCCUGAAAGGAUUACCUUCUUCUCCAGCUAACCGGGAUUUUUGGAAGCAACGAAAUUAUCUAGAAAUGUUCUCGUCCUAAUUUCAGGUUUUUCUUCAGUUGGUGCAGAAACAGCGAACUUGAGGGAUUAAAAUAACCCAUAAAAUAACUUUACUUGGAGGAUGGGUGACGAUGCUUUUGAUGGCCAGCUAUUGGCUGAAAAGUUGUCUAAGCUUAACAGUUCACAGCAAAGCAUAGAAUCUUUGUCACGGUGGUGCAUUUCACAUCGUAAGAAAGCCAAGCAGAUUGUUGAAACGUGGGACAAGUUGUUCAGAUCUGCACAGCGGGAGCAGCGUGUUUCAUUUCUGUACUUAGCCAAUGAUAUUCUGCAGAAUAGUCGGCGCAAGGGCAGUGAGUUUGUUAAUGAGUUCUGGAAGGUCCUUCCCACGUCUGUGAAGCAUGUUUAUGAAAGUGGCGAUGAAAAUGGGAAGAAAGCGGCUUCUAGACUGGUUAAUAUAUGGGAAGAGAGAAAAGUUUUUGGAUCCAGGGGUCAGAAUCUUAAAGACGAAGUGUUGGGCAAGACUCUUGGUCCGUCAGUAAGCAACGGGAAGAGCUCAAAUCCUAUCAAAGUUGUGAAAAAGGAUGCUCACUCAGUAAGGAUUAAAUUGGCUGUUGGCUGUACUCCAGAAAAAAUUGUAACAGCAUUCCAACUAGUUCAUGAUGAAAAUGUGAAUGAGGAAGAUGCUUUGAACAAGUGCAAAGAUGCAGUUUUUUGUGCUGGGGAAAUGGAGAGUGAUAUUGAAAACCUUUCUUCCCAAGGAAAUCUCCAGGGUUCUGAAUUGAUGGAUAAGAUGCAAGAACAGGAAAACAUACUUCAGCAAUGUGUCAGCCAGCUUGAGAAUGCUGAAUCAUUGAGA